AUGUCCCAGCGUGCCCCGCUCGCGAGCACAAUGAGCCCUGUCGUCAUCCGGGUCACGGGGCCGCGCGUUUCCGUGCGCCACCGGGUUCCAGGCGGGGUCCCGCCCGGGGCACAGGACCCCAGGGCCCAGAAAACUGCAAUUCCCAGUAUGCCUUGUCACUGCCGCGCCUGCCUCUAUCCAUCUUUGCCCACCAGACCCUGGGUACUGAUUUAUGGCGCUACUGCACUGGAUGCGGGUGAAAGCCAUUUAGACACGAAAUUUGCAUUGACCCGACUUCAACCACGAGGUAGCCGGGCACAUAUGGAAAUUGCAGUUUCCGGACCAGUUAUCUCUCCAACCAACAUCAAUGCUACAGCAUCAGAAACAUUCACUAUACUUCAACAAAGGAUGAGAAUAGCUGAGGAACAGACCAGUUCUCUGAGGGAUGAAAUAGUAAAGUUAGACAUUGGUGAUAAAAGAGACCAUCUGGAAGCUCUAAAAUCUGUGGAAGACCCUAUGAGCCUGAAAGUCAUCAGCCCUAACCCGAGUGAAUCCACUUGUUCAGGAAAAACAGAUUCAACAUGGAAGAACUGUGAGUUUCUGGUAAACCGAAUGUGCCGCCUGGAAAACCUCAUCAAAACGCUGAAGAUGAACAUCUAUCAUCUUCAAACUGAAAAGGAUUUAAAUCCACAGAAAACAGCAUUUCUAAAGGAUCGGCUGAAUUCAGUCCAAGAGGAGCAUACCAAAGACCUGAACCUGUUGCAUCUCAAAGUAAAGAAUUUGCACCAGCAACUGAAAAUUGUAAAAGAGGAAGAAGACAGGGCACAAGGUGAAGGGCAGAGACGAACUGCCACGCUGGAGAUGGCCUCAGAGACAGAGAAAAAUGCAGCUAAAAUUGAGGAGGAACUGAAGACCACGAAACGUAAAAUGAACCUUAAAAUUCAGGAGCUAAGGAUACAACUAUCCCAGGAGAAGCAGCUAAGGGAGUCUCUUGAGAAAUCUGGAUCAACCAUGCUACUCAAAAUACAAGAAAUGGAAUCAACAGUGGAGGCAGAACGGAAACAGGUGCAAGUUCUGCAGGAAAACUGUAGUGCCCUACGAAAUUCUAUACAAACUACCCAAGCAUUACUGGUACAGGAGCAAGAGAAAAGAGAAGAGUUGGAAGCUACUACCUCACAGCUCAAGUGUGAUCUAAUUUCUAGAGAUGACCUGAUUUCUAAGUUGGUUGAUGAAAAUAAGAAGGUACAGAGCUAUUUCAACAGUGAACAUGAACAAAAUGUGUAUUUGAGAUCUGAGAUAAUAUCUCUCAAAGAAUCAUCAGAAAAAGCACAGGUUUUGAAUGACCAACUGAGUACCAAGUGUUUGGAGCUGAGCAACAUGCUUCAGACCGUUCAGGUGGAGAAUGCUCGAAUCACUGCUGACCAGCAAACCAUUCUGAAGGAAAGACAGCAAAUGACAGAGACAUUUAAAGAAAAAAACUUUUUGCUGGAUGCUGCCCAUGCCAAUAUCACAAGAGAACUACAGACUGCUCAUAAUGAAAGAAUACAACUCCAGGUACAUCUGGACCAUUUAAUCCAUGAGCAUAACCAGUGUACCCAGAAGGCAAAGGCUGCAGAGAAGAAGACAGGUGUGCACAAAGAGCUGCUGGAAUCAGUUAUCGCAAGAUUACGAGAUGAAUUGGAAGCAUCGCUUAAAGAGAAGAUGUCUCUCCUAGAGGAGAAACAAAGGCUUCUGAGAGAGGUUGAGAAAGCAGAGAAAGAAACAGCACAAGAAAAAUCCAGUUUGGAAAUGGAAUUAGCUAAAAGCAAGUUUGCCGAGCAGCAAUUAGAAAAGGCGUUUGAGAAAAUCACUGAGAGUAAAAAUAAGCUGGCCUAUGACAAGGGAAAACUCCAGGCAAAAGUUAAGCAGCUAGAAGAACAACUCCAUUGCCUUACUGACACUGGGUUACAGAACAACCAGCUUCGCAAGUUAAAUAAGGCGCUGGAGACCAAAUAUGCUCAGAUGAACUCAGAACUAAGUGCCAACAAGGUACACCUGAAGCAGACAGAAGCUCACCUGAAAGAGGUGAAAUCUGUUCUUGAAAAGAAUGAAGAGGAUCUCUGUGUAGCAAUGAAGACCCGUGAUGCAGCCCUGAAAGAGAGUCAGAAGUUGAAAGAGGAUCUUGAGGCUCUGGAGGAAAGAGAGAACAAGAAGGUGGGAAACUUUCAGCGACAAUUAGCAGAGGCUAAGGAAGACAACUGCAAAGUUACAAUCAUGCUGGAGAAUGUGCUGGCUUCUCACAGUAAGAUGCAAGGUGCUCUCGAAAAAGUACAAAUAGAGCUUGGGCGGAGGGAUUCAGAGAUUGCAGGCCUCAAGAAAGAAAGGGCUCUUAAUCAACAGAGAGUGCAGAAGCUAGAAGCAGAAGUGGACCAGUGGCAAGCAAGAAUGUUGGUCGUGGAUGCUCAACACAACAGUGAGAUGGAACCUCUACAAAAAGCUAUAGAUAUAGCUAGAGAAGACAACAGGAAACUGGCUAUGAGCCUGGAGCAAGCUCUCCAGACAAAUAAUCAUCUGCAAACAAAGCUUGAUCGUGUUCAAGAGAAACUGGAAAGCAAAGAACGGGAAAAACAGAAUUUGGAAGCCUUCAAGGAACGGAUGGCUGAGGAGUCCAAAAUGGAAGCUGAAUUACAUGCUGAACGCAUAGAAGCUCUAAGAAAGCAGUUUCAAACUGAGAGAGAAUCUGCAAAGAAAGCAGCACAACGGGAAACAGCUGAGCUAAAGAAAGCUCUUGACGAAGCCAACUUCAGAUCAGCUGAAGUGUCCCGGACCAACAGAGAGCUGCGACAAAAAAUAACAGAGCUGGAGAAAACACUCAACAGUAACAAGGAGAAAAUAAAAAGCCAAAAGGCCCAAAUUAAGCACUACUUGUCAGCCAAGGCGACUAAUACUCAGAACCUAGAGAGGAUGAAGCAAAUAGAACAAGAAUUGAGGCAGAUGGAGCUAAUUAAGGAACAGUAUCAGAAAAAGAACUAUGAACAGUCACUGAGUAUCCAGAAAUUUGUAUCUGAGAUGACCAAACUGCAGAAGGAGAUGCAGCUGUUGGCCAAGAGCCAGUUUGAUGCCUCCACACGAAAUAAACAGCAAGAGAUCCGACUGGAUACAGAGCGGAAGAUAAGAUAUGAGCUCGAGAAUCGGUGCCGGGAAUUAGAAGAAACUGUCAGACAUCUGAGGAGAUGUAAAGAAGCAACAGAGAAUAAACUGAAAGAAGCCAGUGUGGAGUCAGAACAGAUAACAGCCAACCUGGAAGAAGCCCACCGCUGGUUUAAGUGUAGGUUUGAUGGUCUACAAUUUGAGCUGACAAAAAACCGGCUGCAGAGGCUUCCACGCGAUGACAGGUGGCAGGAAGAGGAGGACCUUAUAAGGGAGGAUGUCAUGCCCAACCAGUCUGUACUACAGCGAUGGGAGACCAAGAAGAAUACAAAGUUCACACCUAAAUUCCAUUCUGAAUCCGAGAGGAAGUGA
This is a messenger RNA of Elephantulus edwardii (Cape elephant shrew), 3480 nucleotides long. RefSeq names its product coiled-coil domain containing 150 (gene CCDC150). The record is from RefSeq and is a predicted model, not a curated record. NCBI's taxonomy places the organism in Eukaryota, Metazoa, Chordata, Mammalia, Macroscelidea, Macroscelididae. The coding region runs from base 1 to 3480 and encodes 1159 amino acids. The transcript has 29 exons.